This is a messenger RNA of Candida albicans SC5314, 2886 nucleotides long. RefSeq names its product Vps41p (gene VPS41). Gene Ontology annotation, biological process: vesicle-mediated transport; cellular response to starvation; macroautophagy. The record is from RefSeq and is a predicted model, not a curated record. The transcript has a single exon. Gene Ontology annotation, cellular component: late endosome; HOPS complex. NCBI's taxonomy places the organism in Eukaryota, Fungi, Ascomycota, Pichiomycetes, Serinales, Debaryomycetaceae. Bases 1 to 2886 code for a protein of 961 amino acids. Gene Ontology annotation, molecular function: protein binding.
AUGACAGAUACCAAUAUCUCCAAAGAAUCGAAUGAAAUAACGGCAGAAAAUGAACAUGAAGAGUCAAUUGUCAAGGAUUUGGAUGAUGCAUCCGUCAAUGAGGCAAUACCAGCAGCGCAACCAGAGACUGACGAGAAACAACACCAUGAAGGAGAUCAUACUUCCAUAGAAGAAGAUGGGGACGAGGACGAGGAAGAGGAAGAAGAGGAAGAGCCACCUACUUUAAAAUAUACUAGAUUGAAUAAAUUACCUGCUAACUUUUUUGUUAAGGACCCAGUCUCCACCAGUACAUUUCAUGAAACAGUAUUUAUAUUCGCCACACAUUCAGGUAUUAUUCAUAUUUGUAAACCCAAUUUUGAAACAAUAAGAACAUUCAAAGCUCAUAGGGCGUCCGUGCUAUCAGUUUUCACAGAUGGUACAUACUUUGCCACUGCGUCGAUGGAUGGAACAGUUGUGAUAGGAUCAAUAUUAGACGAAAAGGAUAUCGUGGCCUAUGAUUUUCAAAGACCUGUACACGCUGUUAUAUUGGAUAGCAACUAUUAUAAAACACGAAGUUUUAUUAGUGGAGGUAUGGCUGGCCAGGUGAUUUAUUCUAGCAAGGGUUGGUUGGGGAAACGAUCAGAUUUUGUUUUGGAACAGGGUCAUGGUCCAAUUGUGUCCAUCCAAUUGAUUGAUGACUUGGUUAUAUGGAUGAAUGAUAAGGGGAUUAGUGUGUUUCAUUUAGCCACAAGACAAAUUAUAUCUGUAUUGGAAAAACCUGAAGAUUCUCCUCGAAGUGACUUAUAUUGGCCCCGAAUUGCGUUUCCUGACCCAGAUAGAUUGAUCAUUGGAUGGAGCAAUUAUAUAUGGUCUCUUCGAGUGUCAUUGAAGACGGCCCAGGAUGAAAAAGAGGGAACACCAAUCUCAUCUGGAAUGAGUAAGAUCUUACCCUCGACUGCAAGUAUUUCAUUUAGGGCCGUUCAAGAGAAAAAAGUGGAAGUUGAACAUAUUUUCAAAUUAGACAGUUUAAUAUCAGGAAUUGCAAGUUUCAAAGAUGACUUGUGGAUGGUAUUGGCGUAUACGCCCCCAGAAGCUGAUGCUGAGACUGGCAAAAAAACAUUUUUCAAUCCUGACUUGAAGUUAAUUAACUCUACUACGGGGGAGGUAGAGCUUGAAGAGGAAUUGGGGUUAAAGGAAAUUGCCAACUUAGGGUUGAAUGAUUUUAUGUUGGGGACACACAUUGAGACAAUACCUAAAUACUACAUUAUUAGUGCUAAAGAUGGAGUCAUAGCUGAAGAAUUUCAAAUUAGUGAUCGUCUUGAAUGGUAUUUGGAUAGAAAAAAUUAUUUGCAAGCAUGGGAAAUCAGCCAGCAUUUAGUGACACCGACAAAAAGAUUGAGCUAUGGGAUACUUUAUGUGGAUCUGUUAAUUGAAGAAGAUAAUUGGGAGGAAGCUGCUACAUUUUUGCAACGUUUAUUGGUAAUCAAAAGAGACCCGAAUGAAAUCAAAAGUAUAACACAAAUCAGUACAGAAUCAAACGAAGAAGAUUUGGACAAGGAAAUUUUGGAUUAUUGGGAAACAUGGUCAACUAUAUUCAUCAACAGUAAUCACGUGCAAGAAUUGACGAAUAUAAUACCAAAUGUUACAGGGUUGUUACCAACAAGUAUAUAUGAUACAAUUUUAAGGUUUUGGUUAAAAAAAGACGCUAGCCGAUUUAAAACAUUGAUUGAAUUAUGGGAUCCUCUGUUGUACAAUAUUUCUGAUAUUGCUUCGGAACUAGAGCUAGAAGCUAAAGAAAAUGAAACACUUGAACGUUCACUUGUGACAUUAUAUGACAAAUCUCACAAUCCAUCAAAAGCUGUACCACAUUUAAUACAUUUGAGGGAUCCUAAUAUAAUUGGAUACUUAUCUACUAAUCAUAUUUUGGUCCCCUUUGUAUCAGAAUUACCUGUGAUGAUAGACUUGAUGUUUGACAAGGGAGAUUUAAAAACGCUACCAGUAUCAAAAAUUGAAAAGCGAUUGCAAGGCGUAAUUUCUAUUCUUGUAGAUCACAGAUUAGAAAUACCUGCUAAACAAAUUGUGAAUUUAUUUUAUGAAUCUGGCUUGUCAUUUGUCAGCUUUUUCUACUUGGAAAAGUUAGCUGAUAUUGAUAAUUUUUUGGUUCAAGGUUUUGGCAAUGAACGUGUUAAACUAUAUGCUGAUUACAAACGAGAAAAAUUGUUACCGUAUUUGACAAAGAACGAUGAUUAUGACAUAGAUACAGCAAUUACGAUCUGCGAGACGAACGACUACACCAAAGAGUUAGUAUACUUGUUGGGGAAGAUUGGUGAGAACAAACAGGCUUUGACAUUAGUGAUAAAUAAACUUGAGGAUCCUGUUAUGGCCAUAGAGUUUGCUAAGCAUCAGAAUGAUAAAGAGACGUGGGAUAUUUUACUUGACCAAUCCAUGUCAAAACCAAAAUUCAUCAAGGCACUUAUCGAAAGUUCAGAUGAAUCAUCAAAUGCAUUUUAUGAUCCAAUAACUAUAUUACAGAGAAUGCCACAGGAUUUCAAAAUUGAAGGAUUGAAUGAAUCUGUUAUUGAAUUUUCUAAAAAUAACGAUUUAAACAUGCUAUUGAAUCAAAUAAUUUUGAAGAUUAUAUAUAAGCAAUCACAAGAGACAUCAGAAGAAUUCAAAUCACAAAAAUUACGAGGAUUUGAGGUUGAAAUAGAUAAAAAAAUCAAAAAGAUGAUACAGCAAUUUCAAACAAUUGUGGCUUUUGUUCGAGAUGACAAUGUGAAAGGUGGUCCGAAAGUGGUUGACAUUAAAUUAGAGUCUGACCUCACAAGCGAUUAUUCAAUGGUACCAUACAGAGAUUUGGCGCAUAAGUUAGAUCACUUGAGAGAAAUAGAGGAGAAUUAUUUCUGA